Messenger RNA from Lineus longissimus, 756 nucleotides. RefSeq lists its product as uncharacterized. Gene Ontology annotation, biological process: DNA integration. The transcript has a single exon. The coding region runs from base 1 to 756 and encodes 251 amino acids. Lineage: Eukaryota; Metazoa; Nemertea; Pilidiophora; Heteronemertea; Lineidae. The record is from RefSeq and is a predicted model, not a curated record. Gene Ontology annotation, molecular function: nucleic acid binding.
AUGAUGCGACGUGCUCGAGGACUCAUAUUCUGGCCCGGCAUGGCCCAGGAUAUUAAGCAGCUUGUUGAAGCUUGUGAACCGUGCAAAGAACUGCGCGCGAGAAAUUCAAAGGAAACUCUAAAAGUCCAGUCUGAUGGUAAUUGUCCCUGGGACAAAGUCGCUGGUGAUUUCUUCGAAAUCGAAGGAAAAAUCUACCUAGUGGUAAUUGACUGUUACUCCAAUUUCAUUGAAGUUGACCCUAUGCCAACUAUCACUAGUGCACGCACAAUCGCUGUCCUCAAGAAACACUUUGCUCGCUACGGUAUUCCGAGAGUUAUGAUUGCUGAUCCUGGGUCACAGCUGACCUCCAAGGAAUUCCGUACAUUCACCAAGGAAUGGGGGAUAAUUCACGUGGAAUCAUCUCCGGGGCAUCACAGUGCCAAUGGCAAAGCUGAGGCAGCAGUAAAAGUGGCCAAGUACCUUCUGAAAAAGGCACAAAAGGAUGGAACUGAUCCAAACACUGCUCUCUUAGAACAACGCAAUACUCCUCGCGAAGACACUGGAUUAAGUCCAGCGGAAAUGAUGUUCGGUCGAAGGACAAGAACAAUGAUUCCUUGUUUUAAACCAAACCAACCUGCUAAUGCAAGUGCUGCAAUGGAGAAAAGGAGACAGCGCAAGAAAAGUGUGAAAACCUACCAUGAUAGGCGUGCCAAGGACUUGAGCAAAUUGUUACCUGGUCAAACCGUGUAUUUUGAACACUGCGAAAACAAACGAUAG